CAAUUGCUGGUUAUGGCGGCGAUUGCAUUCCUUUUUCGAACAGGUAACUUUAGUCUUUUUCAUCGCCUACACUGUGGCGAUGUUUGAUUUGAAGAUUGUGUUUAUAUUUACUUCAUGUGGAAACCAUAUUUAACCUAAUUCCAUAAUUUUCUCUCGUCUCCGGAAGGGGAAAAUUUGAUUUGUGCCCUCUGCGAAACUUUACUUCCUUGGUUACGUACUGUUUUCGAUCGAAUGUUUACAUUAGCAAAGUAACUUUUCUGGCAGUGUGGUUAGUUGCUUUGAUUUCGACCUGAAAUGUGACUUUUGAUAUCGGAGUGGCAGGAUCAAGCAGGUGAAGCACUGAGAACGACAUUUUGGAUGAAAAUAGUUAUGAGUCGGUGAUCUGCAUGUUGCGCGUUAAUCCAGAGACAGAGAUUUGAGUCGAUGUCGCGUUUCGAAUAUUUUCCUCGUUCUUUUUGGAAAAAAUGCAGAAAAUGAGCCCUGCGAGGAUCAUAAAUUUAUUACGUUUAUGUUGUGUUCAUAAGCAUGUGCCAUGAAAGUUAACGAUUCUGGUGCAAUGAAAACUUAAGGUUAUUAUUAAUGGGUAAAGUUUCAAAUACAACUGUCGUAGUGUUAUGCUCUCCCAUGAUGUUUGUCAACUUAGUAGGUUAACAAGAGCCUAAAUAUUGAUACACGUUUUCACCAAGCCGAACAAAUUUGAAAAUUUCCUAAUAAUAUAUGUUGAUUUCAGUUUGAAGGUCAGACUUCAAUUUUUAAAAAAAAAAUGUCAAGAUAAAGUUUACUUAUUCUUCAUAUCAACAGCCUUCAUGCAAUCCACAAAGACUCAACGUUUGCCGUCGGCAUCUCCUUUAAAGUCAUCUGUCUGUAAAACAUCAACUAGUGGAUCUCUACGCAACAUCAGCCCCCUUAAACAUCCAACAAAAAAGAAGCCAGGCACAAGAGGGACUAGUCAAUCAGAUACUAGAUUAACUUCAUCAUUAAGAAAGCUAUCACUAACUCCAAAUCCUCAACCACCUUCCCGGUCUAAAAGCAUAUCUCCUAGGAAAGCAAAAUUAAGUCAUGUUCGAGGAUUGAGUUCUUCUGCAGUCCACUCGGUUGAGGACAUUGUUAGUCUUAUUAAAGGGGAUAAAUGUAAAAACAUCAUUGUCAUGGCUGGUGCAGGGAUAAGUACUCCUAGUGGUAUACCUGAUUUCAGGUAAGUGGCAUCGUUGAGAAUUGCAGAUUUUGUUAUGGAAUUUUAGUAUUGUCUGGAAUUGUUAUUGUGGUAUGACCAAUCUCACUGGGGUUCAAGGCAUAAAAGCAAUCAGAGAACCACAAACAGAUUUAUUUAGCAUUAUUAGGUAACUUGGUUUUACCAACUGAGGUUAUAAUGUAAGGUGAAUGCUAACGCUUGAAACAUCAGCUUUAGAAACUAUCCAUGGUGGCCAAUUUAUAUUCUCAACUCAUAUAAUGAAACCAAAUUAUCCGGUAGUACCCCACCAUAAAGCAGUUUUUUUUAGAAACUUCCCCCCCUUAAUUGAUUAGCAUUGUUGUACACCUGUCACUUAAUUUUUUUUCUUACACCUGAUUGGCUCGAAUUUCAUUGUUAACCCUCCCCCCCUUGGAUUGAUCAACAAUUAAUUUAUUAUUACAAUAACAGUACAUUGUCAAGUAUAAAAGUGAUGGUAUCAAUUAGUGAUGUCACAAAUAGGCAUUCUCAUUCCCAGUCUCCAGGUCAAUUUCACAAGGGAAAUGAGUGAAUUUCAAGGGGUAGAAAGUAACAUCACUUCUAAACCAGUGUUUGUUUAUUUCAUGUUUAAAACAAUCAAACACAGGGUAAAAAAAAUUUGUGUCACAUACACAAGUUUACAUAUAUCGUAUGAAAAAGAAAAUAAAGUGAAGAGUUUUAUUUCAAGGUCAUAACUGUAUAAUUAAAUUUAACCACAUUUUUCAUUAUAUGUGCACAGAACACCAGGAACUGGACUUUAUGACAACUUACAGCAAUACAAAAUCCCAGAGCCAGCAGCCAUUUUUGAUCUAGACUACUUUUGGUAUGACCCAAGGCCAUUCUUCUGCCUGGCUCAGAGUCUUUAUCCUGGAAAUUACCAGCCAAACUAUGUUCACCAUUUUGUAAAGUUACUCCAUGACAAGGGAUUGCUGUUGAGAAUGUACACACAGAAUAUUGAUGGACUGGAAAGAUGUAAGCUGACUGAAUUUUUCAACUAUAGCUUUUCAAUGAGUGAUCAAGACAGAAUUUCUCCUUACAAUAUCAGCACACCUGGAAGUCUGUGGUUUGCCUCCACAUGCAAUAAGCAGUGUUUUGACACUAGGUUACCCAGGCAUGUAAAUCACACUAUGUGUAGUUCCAGUAACUGAUAUGAUUUUUCUCUUUUAAGUGGCUGAAGUACCAGCAGCAAAACUUGUGGAAGCCCAUGGAACAUUCUCAACUGCAUCAUGUAUAAGAUGUCACAAAAGCUACGAUGGAGAACAAAUAAAGGUAGGGAUUGUGGAUUGAAAAAAAUGUGCACUUUGCAGGUAACAUUCCCCUUUAAGUUUGAUAAUAAAAAAUGACUUGAAAUUAUUAUAGUAUUUAAUAUCUGAAACCAGCUAGGACAGUUAUGGCUGAUGCAACAAAGAGAACUGCACACUAAAGAUCACAUGGCCUAUUUCCUGUAGGUCCUAGCAGUGUGUUAAAAAAACAUUUUUACUCCUUGUGUUUCACUCAGUCAGUGUAAGAUAACACUUUUGGCAGCGACAAACUUGCCCCAUAUAUAACUCCAGGUUUUUUGUGAAGCAAGGGCCCUGACUACCUGGCCAUCAUUUCUCUUCAAACAUCAAACACUAGGGCAAGUCUGACAAGUCUCACCCAUCAUCAGUAUCCUGUGAGCUGUAUCAGGGCUAUCACCAACUCAGACUAUAGAGCCCAUUCUGCUUCAUUAUUCUCCAAACCAGGAAUUUUAAAUAUUUUCCCUGUCAAUACAUUUGAAACCCCAAAUUCAUGUUUUGAUAUCAAAGUAGUGUAUUGCCCCCAUUGUUUCCCAAUGUUUUUGUAACAAAUAGCCAAAUUUACUGCUUUGGCACCAGAACUGCUCUUAUUAUCCACUGCAUUUAUAUUGUACACAUCUCAAGCAAUAUGUAACUCUCUACCGAGGUCCUAAAAUUUGCAAUUCUCUCCUUGUAUUAGUCACUUGCUAAUCAAGUCUUAGCUUCAAGACAAAAAUGUUAGAGUUUUUAUAAAAAAACACUGAAUUGGCAUAGCUUGGCCAAUUCAGUGUGCUCGCUAAUCAAGCUUUUUUAGCUUUAAGACAAAAAUGCUAGGGUUUUUACUAAAAAGUAACACUGAACUGGCCAAGCCACAUAUUUGCAGCACUCAUUUUUUGUCAAUACAUUGUUGUUAGUGAGGUGGCCUCCCAUAAACCAAGUGGUUUCUUCUCACCUUACAAUUGCGAUGCUGUACAUUUCUCUUUUGUUACUGGUAAAAAGGCAAAUAGGUGAUGAUUAUGGUUUAAAGCUGUUUGAUUGUAGUCCUGCAAUAUACAUAAAGCUUGAGUCACUGAGAAUUAUGUAAUUUUUAUAGAAAACUAUCAUGUCAGACCACAUGACCAUCCCUUCUCUUCAAACAUCAAAUGCUCUGGGGCAAGUCUGACCCUUCAGUAUCCAUAUUUCAGGUGUUUGAUUGAGGCAUUGCAAUUUGUUUGAGGCUUGAGUCAUAGAGAAUUUGUAUUUUUAACAGAAAACAAUCAUGGAUGGUGACAUUCCUAAAUGCUCCAGUCCGAGAUGUUCAGUAAGUGACAAAUAAAGAGCCUUCUCUGUUUCUUGUCAAUUAUGAACUUACAUUGCAAAACAGACUCACAUCCGAGAUCUUUAUGAAAUAUUAAUUUCUCUUUAUGGAUAGCUAUUGCUCUCUGGAAAGUGAAUUUUAACACUACUACCAGUCACUAAUCAGUUCACUCCAAGAUAUGUAUUCAUUUCUUUGCUUUUUUUGUUAAAUCUGUAUUUUUUUUAUCCUUGCAAGCCUUUUGAACCAAGUGAUCUAGCAACCACCAAACCAGCCUACUUCAAAAUUGAAAAUAUUUUUUUACAAACUGCCAAUGGGCAGUAAGUGAAAAUCAUAUGAAAAAUCAUCAAACACACAAUCCACAAUCCACAACCCACAUUUUAUGCCGUGUUGGCUUUGUUCCUUCCUUAAUAUGUGAAAAUAUGAUAGAGCAAAAAACAUUCCUAGGAUGAAAAGAUACUCCUUGAGUACAAAGUUGAUGCUGAAUUGUAUCCUUGAAUCUUUUUUCUUUCAGGGUGUGGUUAAGCCAGAUAUUGUGUUUUUUGGUGAAAACUUACCCAAAAGGUUUUACUCCUAUAUUGUGGAUUUUCCAAAAUGUGAUCUUCUAGUAAUCAUGGGCACUUCAUUAGAGGUGAGGGUUACAUUGAACCAGUCUUCUAGUUUUGCGAACCACUGAUUGAAAAGUUUUAAAUUUAACAUUUGCUAACAUUAAUUUCUUGAAUUUCUUCAGGUGGAGCCAUUUGCAGGCAUUGCGAGUUCUGUGGACCGUUCCACUCCUCGCCUUUUGGUAAACAGGGAGAUCGUGGGACCGUUUUCUCGGCGUUGGGAGAGACGCUCCAACGACGUGGUGCUCCAAGGAGAUGUUGUAGAGGGUGUGACAAAACUUGUUAACUUGUUAGGAUGGUCUGAUUCAAUGGACAUAAUUAUAAACAGUGCCAAGCAAAACUGGAAAGAUCAUUUGUCUACCACGGACACCAAGGUUAGUAAAGCUUCCGAGGAGCUUGCUAAAAGUAUUGGAAAGACAUUAGACGGAAGAGAAAUGAUGGAAACAUCUUCACAAACUAGCAACGCCCAGCCAAAGAAUGGCGUUGAUGUACAGAGAAAGGAGAGUGGACUGUUUACAAGCACUCCUAAAAAUGGAGUCUCUAACGGAACGACAGGACCAAGUUCAUUUGGUACCAGAACGCUACACUCCCAAACUAAUAGUUUUACAGGCAAAGGAGUUCUUUACAGGACAAAUAAGAGUGUUCUCUUCAUGAAUGGGGAGGGGCCUAUGAGACCCUCUUCAUCUUCUCAAAGAGCCCCUCUUUUGCCGUUCCGAUACACUCAGAGAAAAGAAUCGAGUGGACAGGAUAAGAAAACGGACUUCAAGGUUAUUGAACCAGGAAAGGAUCUUGCUAGUGCAGGAUUUGGACUUGGAAGGCGAAGCGUGGGGCGAGUGAGCUGUUUUCUGGCCGGAACUGCGGAUGAAAGUUCGAGUGAUGAUGAUUCGGCAUAGUUCACAGUAAAACUCCUGCUGAUUGAUACCAAGAGUUAAUAUGCAGCUGCUAAACAACGCAACGUAGUACAUGUAAGGAGCCGGUGAUGAUGACGUUGAACAUGUCAGAAACCAGUCAUAGAGGAGAAGUUGUAGUGGGCCAAUCGCGUUGGGUUAAUUAGUGGUACAUUAUGUUAAAGUCGAGUUGUUUCCGUACAGAUACAUAUAUCAAGUAUAUAUAUUUUUUUAACUUCUGUAAAAAUGGUUUAAGGGAAAAAGAAAAGAUAAAUUAUUCCGUGCUAUAUCAAGAGUUGUCGAUUGUUGUGACGCAGAUAAAAUAAAUAAAUGUAUUAAGUAGAGUUAGCAUUGCUGUCGAG
Molecule: messenger RNA, 5611 nt
Organism: Pocillopora meandrina
Lineage: Eukaryota; Metazoa; Cnidaria; Anthozoa; Scleractinia; Pocilloporidae
Source: the annotation of a GenBank genome assembly